CUAAUUUAUUAUUUACCAUGCUGUGUGUGCCAUGACUACUGGUAAUUCGGAAUUAUUUGUAAAUUAGCUCGGUAAAUGAACCAAUCCUAUGCUGAUUGAUUUUAUUUUAAAUACAUCACUCCCUGUGAGCGUGAAAGUGAGCGAUAGCUUAUUGCUGCAUCUCAAUGGUAACUCCAUAGAGUCUAGCCCAUUGGACAACACAACCAACGUUGAAUUUAUAUUACAGUCAGUCGUCUCUGAGAUCAAAAAUCUUUCUGAUAAUAAUCGGUUAAUGAAUGUGAAACUAAAUAGUAUCGUGAUCCCUAGUUCCACUGGUACUUUUCCACAAGCCGCUAACCCUAUACCAUCUACGUUCUUAGUGGUUUCAGCUACGAAUAAAAGCGUAGUAAUAACGACUGACCGUUCUAAAUUAAUUGUUGGAUCUGGUAAAAAUUCUUCUACUGGCUUAGCUGCUGCUCCUCAAAAAUAUUCAGACUUGUUCGUUUCGUGGUUUAACCCUCAAGUCGCCGCUGAUUUGUUGAAAUCUGGAUUGCUUUCUAAUUAUGAUGUUAUUACAAUGACACGGAUGGUCACUAAACAUCCUAAGUAUGUAUCGUUCCAUAUCCAGUUAAACUCCACGAUCUACUUGAACCUACAUUUUGGCCUGAUGGAAUUAUCGUUAAGAGAUUCUGGGGUCGUUUUUGUCCAGAUAUGAUUUUUGAUGGAAAUUCAAAAAACUAAUUAGCCAUAAUGCCCUGUCAUCACUAGGCUUCUACCAAAACUGUAGGGGUCUCAGAACUUAACUAUCAUGUUUUAAAUUUAAUGUAUCUUUGUUCAAUUAUAUUUUUAUCUGUUCAUCCGAAACAUGUUAUCUGAUGUUUCUUUGGAUAACGAAUUAGGUUUAACUAAUUAUGCUAUAUUUAGAUGUGACCCUAAUAACUACACUAGUAUUUUUUCUAAAGGUGGUGGUGUUUUUAUUACCAUUCGCUAUGAUAUUGUUUGUGAGUUAUUACCUUUCUUAGUUAACAGUGUUGAACAUUUAAUUGUUAAAUUUCUUGUUUAUAAUGUUACCUUUGUUAUAUGUUCUAUUUAUAUUCCUCCUAAUAGCCCUGUUCCUAUUUACGAGUCUCUCAUAUCAGUUGUGUAAUCUGUUAUUUUUCCUACGCAGGCUGUGUGUUUAUAAUUUGUGGCGACUGUAAUAUCUCUGAUAUUUUUUAGUCUUAUGACGACUAUGGCCUCUACUACUCGUCUUCCGGCUCUAGAGUCCAAUGCGUUUCCGAUGUAUUUGCUUCCAAUAACUAUUUUCAGCUAACUGAGAUUCCCAAUAACUUUGGUGGUCUUCUUGAUCUCGUGUUAUCUAAUAACACCAACAUUUUAGUAGAAAAAUCGGAAGUUGUCUCUAUUCCGUGUGAUCCUUAUAACUCUGAACUUUUAAUUAAAUUUUCUAAAAACUGUAAUGUUUCCCCUCUUAAUAACUCACAAAUAUUUUAACUUUCGUUGUGCAUGCUAUCCCAAAAUACUUUCUUUUCUUACGUCCUUUAACUGGUUUAAAACCAUUGAAUCUCUUGAAGUCCAGGCAACCAACGUGUUGUAUGAUGCUGUGCAUUUGUACGUAUUGAAUUUUGUUCCGGAGAUUACUAAUGGUCCUUCUAAAUUCCCCCGUUGGUUUUCAAAGGACCUCAACUCUAUUGUUUUUGCGAAAAAGCGGGCUCACACCAUCUAUUAGAUAUCUCAUUGUCUUAGGGAUUAUGAGGUGUUCUCCAAUCUCCAUGCACGUUACAAAUUUGAAUACAAAAUAUAUUACAAAUUUUUUCUAUCUCGAAUUGAGCGUAUGCUCAAAAUGAAUCCUCAAUCUUUUUGGGAUUUUGUCCGGGAUUAUAAAUCAACGUAUGUUAUUCCUUAUACACUUUGACGACAAAAUUGGCACCGGUUCUGAUUCAAUUUCUAGCCUCUUCUCCUAUUUUAACUCAGUUUACGUAACUCUAUCGUCAGAAAAUAUUCCUAAGAUUCCUUUUUCUCAUUUUACUCUGCCAUCCAAUUGUUUAUUCAGUAUUAAUGAUGUUGAAUUAGGUUUAUUAAAAAUUAUAAAAUCUGCUGGUCCUAAUGGUUUGCCUGGAACAUUCUUAUAUGCUAUAAAAUCUGCUCUCUGCUAUCCUCUAUGGCUGAUAUUUCGUCAUUCCCUUGACUCAAGUACUUUUUCUUCUAUGCUUAAGAUUAGUUCUGUUACACCUGUUUUUAAGUCUAGAGAUAAAACUAAUGUAAAAAAUUAUAGGCGUAUUUUGAUACAAAAUCAUAUUUAGAAACUUUUUGAGCUACUUGUUCUUAGGUGCAUUCAGCCAUGUCUUUUACUAGGAAUAGAACUAUUAUCAAUUGUACGUACCUGAUUAACGGUUCUGUUAUUGCUACUGUAAUUAGUAAAAACGUGGGCAUUCUUUUUUACAAAAAAUCAUGAAUUUCACUCCCAUAUUGAAGAAGUUUGCUGUCAUGCAUAAAAGAUUUUAGGCUUUGUUAUUCACACGUCAAUAGAAUUCAACCUCUCUAGUUCUUUUAAAGCUGUGUAUAGCUUUCUUGUAUGAUCUUUUUUGGAGUAUUCUUCUAUUCUCUGGGACCCAUAUACUGCAGUGGACUCUUCUCUUGUUGAGCAAGUCCAGAGAUGUUUUUGUUUUUCUACUUCUUUCACUUUAGAAAUCCUUCACCCACCUCAUGACUAUAGUCCAGUAAUGAAUAAACUUGGUCUUAUGUCUUUAGCAGAUAGAAGAGUUGAAGCAAAUUUUGUAUUUUUGCGUAAGUUGAUUGAUGGUUAUCUGGAUGCUCACUAUAACCUUUCUUUAAUAAGUUUCAGAGUUCCUAAUCACUCAAUUAGAUGCCACUCUUUUGCUAUUCUUUUUCACCACAACAACUAUGGUAAAAAUAAACCUAUCCAUCAUAUGAUGCGUCUGGCUAAUGAGCACCUAAGAUUCUCUUAG
Molecule: messenger RNA, 2945 nt
Organism: Cinara cedri
Lineage: Eukaryota; Metazoa; Arthropoda; Insecta; Hemiptera; Aphididae
Source: the annotation of a GenBank genome assembly